AUGGGAUCUUGCUUCUCUUCUCUCGGUGGUAACGACAAGAAGCUCAGCCGCACCGACACCAACCGCGGUGGCAACGAGCUGCAGCGCACCACUUCCUCGUACCAGGGUUCGGUCGCUGACGGCAUGCGCUACUCGGACAACGCUAGCGCGACCGCUGACCGUGACCGCCUGACUGCCUCGCAGGUGCACAAGUCUAAGACGCUCGAGGAGCGUAUCAAGCAGGCUGAGCGUGAGAACCGCAACCGCGUCUAA
Molecule: messenger RNA, 252 nt
Organism: Malassezia japonica
Lineage: Eukaryota; Fungi; Basidiomycota; Malasseziomycetes; Malasseziales; Malasseziaceae
Exons: 2
Coding region: 1-252 (83 amino acids)
Source: RefSeq, a predicted model, not a curated record